UGGUUAUCCAGGAAGCAACAGUGCUGCAAUAUUUCAAUUGCCUUUUGCUAUUGGUAGACAUGAUGAACCCAAUCAAAGGAGAUCUCGAAGUUAUCUGGGAGUUUUUGGAAGAACAGAAUAGGUAUAAUACAGAAAAUGAAAAUGAAAAUAAUAGUGUUGGAAUCCAAUACAAUGAGUGGCACACCAGUCCCCUACCAGCAUACUCAACAUUGACCAUUCCAGAACACUUCGUCAGUGAGAAGUGCGGAGAGAACCUGUGUUCCUAUCCAGAAAGGCCUGGAGACUCCCAUGACCAUCACAUGAAUGAUUCUCUGUCUGCGGACUUGAAGAUCAAAUGCUAUGACAUCAACUUUGAAAAGAAGAAAAAGAUCCGGCUGUUUCAGUUCCUCUUUGAGAUGCUGGAGGACCCCAGGAUGACGCACUGCAUCUCAUGGGUACAGCCUCCCAGUGGCAUGUUCCAGUUCUCGUCCCAGAACAAGGACAAGUUUGCAGAGAUGUGGGGUGUGAGAAAAGGCAACAGGAAAACUAUGACCUACCAGAAGAUGUCCAGAGCCCUGAGGAACUAUGCCAGAACUGGAGAGAUUACCAAAGUGAAAAGGAAACUCACAUACCAGUUCAAUUUACUCAUCCUAAAAUCAUUAAGAAGAGACUCGAGAAUUAUUUGAAUGGGACUAAAACUUUAAAGGUGACUUAUCUGAUACGAGUGUAGCACCCGGGAAGGGCACUCGUUCUUUCCAAUUGUGGUGGAAUCAGUCAGGCAGAAUACGAGAAGGAAAUAAACUAAGACCACAACAAUAUGCAGGGCAAUGAACAUUGUUUUAUUAAAUACAGGUAGUCAACUAUAUUUAACAAAUAGGACAAGUCUAGAAUACACAGUCAUGGCAUGGGGUUUGCACUGUUCAAUAAAAACAAUACAUGUUAAUUAUAAUUCAAAACAAGUGCAGUGCUGCUCAAGACAAUCAUGGAGACGGUGCUUACUAAAAACAACAAUAAAACCAAUACUUUAAAACUCCCUGCACUCCUCCAAAAUCCCCAAUGACUUUUAAAAAUACAAAAUCUAAAACAGUUACACACACAUGGAGGGAAACAGGAAGCACAGCAGGAGCCUUGCUCUAAAUGUUCAUUUUUCUCCCCAACCCACCGCCGAACACAAACAAGUUGAAUUCCUUCUUUGCUCCUGCUGGCUGUGCGUCCAACCUCCACUUCAGAUAAACCCGGGUUCACAUCACAACGACAAAAUCCAGUCUCUUGAAAGGAACUUUUAUACCAGGUGCUCAGCUUCUUCAAAUUAUUCAAUUAGCACCUAUGGGGGCUGAGAACAGGAAAGCAUCAA
This is a messenger RNA of Acipenser ruthenus (sterlet), 1333 nucleotides long. RefSeq names its product Spi-2 proto-oncogene (gene spi2). Gene Ontology annotation, cellular component: nucleus. NCBI's taxonomy places the organism in Eukaryota, Metazoa, Chordata, Actinopteri, Acipenseriformes, Acipenseridae. Gene Ontology annotation, biological process: cell differentiation; regulation of transcription by RNA polymerase II. Gene Ontology annotation, molecular function: DNA-binding transcription factor activity, RNA polymerase II-specific; sequence-specific DNA binding. The transcript is spliced from 5 exons. The record is from RefSeq and is a predicted model, not a curated record. The coding region runs from base 60 to 665 and encodes 201 amino acids.